AUGUUGAUGCAUUGUGGAGUUUUGGUUCGCUUUGUAAUUUGUCUCUGUUUGGCGAGCUUUACUGCUGGAAAAUGUAAUCCUGAAAUGUGUGGAUCAAUUAAUGUGAGUUAUCCUUUCUGGAUUAACAAUGAUGCUUGUGGAUACCCUGGUUUUCAGAUCACUUGCGGUGACAAAGAUAUUGGCAUACCCUGGUUGGCCCCCUUCCUUUAUGGCGCUAGUAGUGGUAAUAAUUCUGAACCAUAUGACGCUAUUCUGGAGAUCGAUUAUACGGGUUACCUUGUCAUAAACUCUUUUAAUAUUUAUGCUGAAUCGUGUGAAGCAAAUAGCAGUGGAGCAAGCUACUAUGAUCUACCUUCAGAUGGGCCUUUCACUAUUUCAAACUCCAAUAGGUUCAUUGUUGUCGGCUGCGAUACAUUCGGUAACUACAGUUUUGGGGGUUUGGGAGAGGUGGGGUGCGUAUCAAAAUGUGACUCUCAAAACGAUCGACCAUACUGCCGCUACGGUUGUUGCGAAAUUAACCUUCCAAAUAAUCAGCAGUCGAUAAAUUUCACCGGCGGAGGCAGGCUUCUUAUGGUCUCCGCCUUAACUGGGGGAUCGGCCUUCAGAAUUGUUCCAUGGCUAAACCAACUACAAAUUAUUCUUGCUCUUCCUAAGCAGAAUGCAUUGACUCCCCUUCCGGAAAAGGAUAUGUAUGCAGAUGUCUUCCUGGAUAUGAAGGACAUGGUUACUUCAAAGGCACAGAUUGUACAGGCUUUUAAUCCUAGUGAUGAUGACUGUUCAGACAUAAACGAGUGCAGUGAUAGGAAGUUGAAUAUGUGCGUUGGAGCAGAGGGAGGAGGAAUAUGCCUGAAUUCAGUAGGUUCCUACAACUGUUCGUGUGUAAAGGGAUAUGAAGGAGAUGGCUUUAGAAAUGGGACAAGAUGCAUCUACACAAGUUCAAAUCGUGCUGUCUUUCCUGCAAUCAUAGGAUCCGUCUCUUCGUUUGUCGUUGUCUGUUUAGCAGGAUCUAUUGUGGUUUGGUGGCUAAAGAAACGCCACUUGAAAGUUGUGGAGGCCAAAUAUUUUCAGCAGUUGCAGCAACACAUCGCUUCCAGAGUGGGUAGAGAAAGCUUGAGAAUGUUUUCUGCCAAAGAAUUGACAAGAACUUCUAAUAAUUAUUCAAAGGAAAUGGUGUUGGGAAGUGGCGGCUUCGGAACUGUGUUUAAAGGCAUUCUAUUGGAUGGUACUCUCGUGGCCAUUAAAAAGUCCAAGCAAGCUUUGAAUCUAGAGGAUGACCAUGAGUUUCUUAACGAAGUUUCAAUUCUCUCCCAAAUAAAUCACAGAAACAUAGUGAAAUUGUUAGGCUGCUGCAUCCAUACUAAAUUUCCAUUGUUGGUAUCUGAAUUCGUUACAAAUGGAACUCUGUUUGAACAUUUACACUCGAAAGAAAGUUAUUUGGCAUGGGCUUCACGUCUGCAGAUUGCAAUCGAGACAGCAGAGGCUUCGGCAUAUUUACACUCUGGAGCAUCUCAACCCAUUUUCCAUCGGGAUGUAAAAUCGUGUAAUAUUCUUCUGAAUGAGAGGCUCUCUCCCAAACUUGCAGACUUCGGGAUUUCUCGUCUCAUCUCCGCUUCCAACGAUACAUAUCUCACCACUAAUAUAAUGAGCACAAGAGGUUACUUAGAUCCUGAGUACUUCCAAACGUAUCAACUCACCGAGAAAAGCGAUGAAUACAGUUUUGGUGUAGUCCUGGUUGAGCUUUUAACAUCUCUCAAACCUAUCUCCACAGAAAGAGCCAGCGAGGAGUGGAAUUUAUCUUAUCUUUUCCUGUCCAGACUUAAUGACAACCGCCGCACAGAAAUCUUGGACAGCAAAGUAUUGAAGGAGGAAAACCUCCAACAGAUGGAAGAUAUGGGAAGGUUAGCAAGAGAAUGCCUUCAUUUGGAAAGGAGGAAAAGGCCGCUGAUGAAAGAAGUCGUGGAGGAACUUUUCUGGAUAAGAGGUGGGACAAGAAAGACAAAAUUCCAUGACAGUGUAAACUGCGACGAUGCUAUAUUUGAGCAGACAACAAUUUCCAGAAAAACGCCACAAAAUUCAUAUGAAUUCAGGAGUUACACUUUUCCAUCUACAGCUGGGAGUACGUCGGAAGAACCAUCCACUGCACUGAUUGAGAUGUCGACCCUGCCUUAA
Messenger RNA from Cryptomeria japonica (Japanese cedar), 2169 nucleotides. RefSeq names its product wall-associated receptor kinase 17-like. The transcript is spliced from 4 exons. Gene Ontology annotation, molecular function: ATP binding; polysaccharide binding; calcium ion binding. The record is from RefSeq and is a predicted model, not a curated record. Bases 1 to 2169 code for a protein of 722 amino acids. Gene Ontology annotation, biological process: cell surface receptor signaling pathway; protein phosphorylation. Gene Ontology annotation, cellular component: plasma membrane. NCBI's taxonomy places the organism in Eukaryota, Viridiplantae, Streptophyta, Pinopsida, Cupressales, Cupressaceae.